CGUGGAGUCCUGGUUCUGUCAGAUAGGCAGGAAAUUGCGCCCUUGCAGUUGAUGCAGGCGGGGUACAUAGAUACGUACUUUCCAUUGGCCACUACGAAGCUGUACCUAUUCAAGUUCUCUUUGCUCGGCCGGAGAGCUCUUGAAUAGGCCCAACACGUGGUAGAAUUUUCAGCGCCUGAUCAUGGUCUUUCUCGCGCGGCGACCCUUACUGAUGAUUGUGAACGUCAAAAUCGAAAACACACCUAUAGCUCCCUCCUUCUGCUUUCUACUUUCAAUUUGUUUCUCAACAACGCUCGACGGUCUAGAUAAACACCGUGCAAGCGGGAAAAUUGUUCCAAGCUAUUUUUCCAGUCACAUCGUAAGUAUCUUGAAUCAGUUCUUGAUUUUAUUCAUUAUUGUCCAAGUAGGCCAUAUGCAUAUGAUGAGGGCAGAAUCGCCGUAGCUUGAACCUGUAGAUUGAAAGUGUAUGUGCACACGAUAGCC
Molecule: messenger RNA, 483 nt
Organism: Suillus subaureus
Lineage: Eukaryota; Fungi; Basidiomycota; Agaricomycetes; Boletales; Suillaceae
Exons: 1
Coding region: 182-442 (86 amino acids)
Source: RefSeq, a predicted model, not a curated record